Gadus chalcogrammus (walleye pollock) is the source of this 3920-nucleotide messenger RNA. It is a transcript of the gene necab1, whose product is annotated as N-terminal EF-hand calcium binding protein 1. Lineage: Eukaryota; Metazoa; Chordata; Actinopteri; Gadiformes; Gadidae. Gene Ontology annotation, biological process: regulation of amyloid precursor protein biosynthetic process. Bases 2659 to 3705 code for a protein of 348 amino acids. Gene Ontology annotation, cellular component: cytoplasm. Gene Ontology annotation, molecular function: calcium ion binding. The record is from RefSeq and is a predicted model, not a curated record. The transcript is spliced from 13 exons.
ACUCGUAUGACAGCGCUCAGCUGCUCGCUGUUCCCGAUCUUGUUCAGCACCCACUCGGUCAACAGCCGCUUGCACACAAUGUGCGCCACGAAGGUCCCGAUCAACACACCCACCAUGACGAGUCCCAAGCCCAGCACAAAUCCGUACAGGUACCCCGCUGCCACGUUAAGUACAAUAUACCCCCAGCUACAGGGGAACGACACGAGGAUCAAUCCGACGAUGAACAGCAAGGCUCCCACGGCGCUGUCCAAUCCCUCCACCCAAAGCAGCAGAUCCUUGAGAUACUGCCGCACCAGGGCCACGGAAGAGAAACACAUUGCCGUAAGGAUGCACGCAAGCACGGCGCUCUUGAAGCAGCAGGCGGUGAUGCAGCACGGAUGACGAGACUCCCCGACGCCGGGGAAAGACACGCCAUCGCCAAUGUUAACUUCAGAGUCCCCGGCUUCGGACUUCCCAUUGCCCGCUGUUCUCUCCUCGAAGGCGCUGCAUAUCAAUAUGUCAAUUUUGUCACACUCGUCGGUAGCAGACCUCUGGAGCCAGCGGUUAAUCUGUAUCUGAGCUUUGCCUACGGCAUGUUUGACGAGCUUGGUGCCCAGAUGCAGGGUUGUGGACCCUGCCAACCACAUAUUGGCCCCCGCGGAUUGGGUUUGGGGACGAGCUCAGACGACCCGUAUGCGAUGCAGACAGAUGUGGCUCAAGCAGUCCAGUGGGACAUUCUAUCUCGUUCCAAGCAAGUUGAAGUGUUAUGAGCAGAUGGCUUCACUCGUAGGCCAUCGCUUUGUAAUGGGUCUGUGAUGAACCAGAGACCAGUCCCCUACAUCUGUGUGGGCGUUACGAUAGGUCACUUUUAUCUCGGGUAAACGAGCUGUGAACCCUUCCAGCUGAAUGAAUUAUGAAUGCCAUUUUCAUAAAGACAUUCUGCGAUGCACGCCUUAUUCCCCGUUGUCAUUGCGAAUUAUAUACACUUUAUUCUCUAUUUAAUGAUAGAAUGAUGGUAAAUAAGAGAAGUACGAACUGAGAAGAAAGUGUGAGGGUCAAUGGUCAAACGACUCAACCAUUACCCGUGAACGGCUUUAAGGUAAGAAGGCGAUGGGGUUCUACUUUUAAGACUUCAGCUCAAGCCCUGAUCUCUUCAUCCAGCUAACAGUAGCAUCAGUCUUCGCUAACUUACUCUCGGCUCUAGCUAGCAGGCUGCAUGGAUAACAAAAUCCCCCUGUCCAUCGUGAAGUCAAUGUUCUGAAACAGACCUCAGGUUUGCCGUUGCCCGCUCCGGUCAAAAUCUGCGCACAGAAGUCGUGUAAAGCGAUGCUGUUUGUUUUGGUCUCCAGCUGUGUGUCUUAUUUCUCGCUUCGCUUUCCACCGUGGUGGACACUGUUGGAGCUGUAUUUCAUACCCACCACUGUUUGUGUCCCAGAAUGCCAAAUAUCCAUACCCACGUGACCGUUACUGUUCUUAUCCAACCAGGAGCCUGCAAACCAUAUCGCGAGAAAGCAACAUUUCGUUGGUAUUGUGCUGCGUUCAAGUAAAAUGGAACUAACUGUGCCGCGUUCCUGCAUAAUUGGACCAACUGUAACUGAUACUCUCCCGAUUGAUAAUAAGGAGGAAAUAUUUAUUGUUUAUUAUGCAAACAGUAUAUAUUGGUGCCCCUCUGUAACCCGUAUUUCCACCCCGCAUACAUUUGUUGAUGUAUGACGGGGAGCGUGAUCCAUUCCAAUAUGGAGCAAGUGUACAGUGUUUAUGGCAUAGAAUUACAAACUCGUACAGCAAUCACAACAAUCCUCCUGAUACAGAGGCCUAUAAUCGUCGUGUGCUCAAAUAUAAAGGCAUUUUUUUGUGGUUAUAUUUUUGCUUUGAUUAGCGCAUUUGUGUGCUUUCGAAGUUAUCCACUAGAUGGAACUGUUUCAACCAAUUUUCCUUUUAGUCGCCAAAUGAUCAGUCGAAUUUCUGAAGCAAUAUUAACCGGCUUAUCUGGGCGUUUUUCAUUAACAUUUCUGCUCAAUCGUGGGAGAGAAUAGGGUAAGAAAUUUAGAAAAAAGAAUAAACAUCCCUCCAAUAAAAUGGAAUCCCUAUGUUCACUCGAUAACUGCAUCCUCAUGAAUCUAUUUGAAGAGCAUGUUUAUUCUCACAAAGACAGUGUAGAGCUACAAGUAUAUUUUUUAUAUCAUCAUUUUACUGAAGUGAAUCCAUAUAAAUCAAGAACCCUACACCGUCAAAUUGGUUUGACAUCAGAAUUAUUAACAUCAUUAUGGCCUGAAUAGCAUACUUCAUCAAUCAACAAUUCAAACAAUUCCUUUAUAAAAAGGGUUAACAUGUCCAGUUACUGAAAUGUAUUGAAUAGCUUUUUAAAAAUAAUUCACGUCCUUCAUAUAACUUCCUUUUGAAUAUUACGAUUCAAAAUAUUAGAUAUUUUAAAAAUAAUUCCACCUUCGACAAGCAACAGCCAGAGCAUCUUGCGUGUGAUCGUCAUCGCACGUGGAACGCGCUCAUAUGAAUACAGAGACGCGCUUUGAACAACCUGCGGCACAGCAGAGUUUAGACUCACCCAUGCACGCUGUGACCAAUACGCUCCAAAGCAACGUUUCAUCUGAGUGGAAUUUAAAAAGGCAUUGACUCAAAUACAUUAAUUUGUGAUUUAUUAUUAAGGAAAUACAAUCGAGAAUGGAUAGUUCCGAAGAGGUACAGUCCAUUUCCGAAGAAGCGAGCUCUCCACUCGAGCUAAAAAAAGGAAUGUCAAUUUUUCUUGAUAUCCUUCGGAGAGCUGAUAAGAAUGAUGAUGGCAAGCUCUCCUUGGACGAGUUCAGGGCCUACUUCUCCGACGGGGUGCUGACCGCCGAGGAGCUGAGGGUGCUCUUUCACACCAUCGACACCCAUAACACAGAUAACGUGGAUACUGAUGAAUUGUGUGAGUACUUUUCCCAACACCUGGGCGAGUACGAGAAUGUCCUCGGUGCAUUGGAAGAUCUCAACAUGUCCAUCUUGAAGGCCAUGGACAAAACCAAGAAGGAGUAUCAGAACUCCACCCAUCUGGAGCAGUUUGUGACACGCUUCCUGCUCAAGGAGACAGCCAAUCAGCUCCAUUCCCUGCAGAGUUCCCUGGAGUGUGCCAUGGAAACCACCGCCGAGCAAACUCGCCAGGAGAAGCAGGGCCCGGUGAAGCCAGAGCAGCUGUCCAUCCAGUGGUCUGGCCGGCGGUCCUACCGGAGGCUCCAGAGGAACAGCAGCCUGUCCCCCAACAACCCGCUGCUCAGCCUCGCACACUCCGGUGUGUAUGAGGAAGACAGCCAAUGGUUGACUCAGGUGAACAGACUUCAGAAGCUUAUCGACCGACUCGAAAAGAAGGAGAUCCGCCUGGAGCCAAUGGAGGAGGAGGUCCUAGAAAGCACCAACAAAUCGCACAUCCUGAUGGUCCAGCGGCAGCUGUCGGUGCUGGAGGAGGAGCAGGAGGAGUUCCGUCUGGCCCUCAGACAGUACAUGGAGAGCGCCUGCUCCCAGACGGGCUGCCUGCACAUCGCAGUUCAGCGGCUGGCGAAUGAAUCACGCUUCAUCCUCUACGAGUUCUGGGAACACAACAACGUGUGGAAGAAUCACCUGCAGACAAACUACAGCAAGAGCUUCCAGCGGGGGAACGUGGACUUCCUGGAGACCCCUGAGAUGAUGACCACCAUGUUGGUUCCUGCCUCCUGGUGGGUCAUCAACAACAACUGAAUGUGGAACCAGUACCACAGCACCUGGUCAGGCGCCAUUUUGGAUCGAGAUGAAACCACACGAUCUACUGUUGUACCAUCGGCAUCAGGAAACUCACCCCUCCCUAACACUACAGCAGCCAACGCUGACAAUGCACACAAACACACACGCACACACACACAAACACUUUGUGUGGUCUUGGUGAAUAGUAUUAGUAGCCAAUUUUUACUUCUUAG